AGCAUAGUGGGUAUUAGUGGGGCUUGGUCUUCGCCGGCUGCAGAGGAUUACCCAAUCCCGAGCGCCUUUGGUGUCUGCUCUGUCUCUUCCUAUAAAAAAUUCAAAUCCCAUAAACACGACUGCCCCUGUGAAACAUGCGUUCCUCGUUUUUGCACUUACUUAUGCCGCUCCCUGGGAAUACCUUGUGAUGACUUGAGCUACAGUGUUUGCAGGGAUAGGAUUAACUACUUGAAGAGAUACGUUCUGAACGAUAUUCCUUCCUGCUCAGAUCUCCUCACUUCAGACAACCUCUUUGCGCUCUCAUCACUCGGCUACAAUAUGAGCAGACUGCAGAUUCCCUCUUUUGGCAGGAGGAAAAAUACUCCCCCAGUCAUUCCUGCUGCUGGGGCGACCUCCUCUCCAGCGUCGGCUUCUUCUUCAGCCACCAUAUCUGACACUGUCCCGAGCGCAGUGGCUACUAACCCUGCUGCCAGCGCCCCUGCGGCCAACCAGAACGCGCCCUCCCCAGCUACCAUAGCUCCUGCUGCUGCGGGGGGCGGUCGGGACAAAGAGCGAGGCAAAAGGCCUCAUCCUGACAGUGAGAUCGACCCUGAGGAGGAGCCUCUUAUUAGAAGGACCCGAGUCUCUGGGCCGGGUACUCUCUUGCACCGAGCGAUCAGAGCUCCUUCUCACUCUGGGCCUCCUGCAGCUGGUGGCUCUGCUUCUGCUUCAGGCCCCCCUUCUAUCCCCAGCUUGCCGCCAUGGGCCCCUCGGUACACUCGAACGGAUGGGACGUUCGUGAAACCGAACGAGACCAUGCUGAAGGAUGGCCAGACCGCUAUGGCCUACUACAGGAGCAUGUGGACUCCGAAGGACAUUGAGGCGGCAAAGGGCCUUUCCCAGAAGGACGUGUUCAGUCGCUUUCCCCAAUCUGCUAUGGAGACAUUGUUUGGGAUGAUGGCCAUGCAGAAGCAGGUGGAAAUGGGGAACGCCAGGGCCCGAAAGUAUUCUGACAGCCUGGAGGUGGCUAAUAAAGAGAACGACCUCCUUGCCAUGAAGAAUACCGAGGUGCUGGUUCGGCUUGACAAAGCCGAGCAAGAGAGAGAUGUCCUGAAAAAGGAGAAUGAUUCCCUUCAGGAUGAGAAGGACGCCCUCCAGCUCGAGAAGAGCGUCUGGCAGACUGAGCAGGAAUCACUCAGAGAAGAGAAGGCAGAACUCCAACGUCUUCUAGCUGAUGAACAGUCUGCUCGGAUGGCUUUUGAAAAAAGAGCUCUGGACGAGCGUACCGCUCUGAUCGACGCUAUCAGCAGAGUGGGUGGUGGGAUGCUGGCCCUUCAUGCUCGGUUCUCCAGGGUCGGUGCUCUUCGGUAUGCUCAAGGAUUCCGGGAAGGCUUCGCCGACCGGGUUCCGGAUGAGGGACAGACCAGCUCCACUCCGGAUGAGGUAGACAAGGAUCUGGGGAUCGAGCCUCUGGGGGUCUAUGUCGACCCAGAACCCACCGAAGCGGAGCGUAUAUUUGAUGAGUGCCAGGACAUCGCAUCCUCAAGGAUCAUCACAGCUCCUCCUACCGCUCUGCCACUGACCGCUCCCCAUUCGUCAACCGUGGCUCCCUCUGUAGCCACUGCUGACGCUGAACCCCAGCCGAACGACUCAGUUAUUCACCUGGAUUCCCCACCUCAUGAAGGUGAGGUGGCUGAUGGGGCCGAGGAGAUUGAAGUCAAGAAUGCUAAAGAAUCCCUUUCAAGCUGCCAGCUUGCUCUUGAUAAUGCACCAGAUGAUUCCUCAUUGAGAGCCCAAGAAAAGCAACUGCUAUCAACAUACAAAAAUCUUAAACUCAUAGAAGAGAAGCUUUGUAGGCAGAAAUUAAAAGUGUUAUGGCUUAAAGAUGGCGACUCCAAUACCUCAAGAUUCAACAGGAAUAAGAUUUCAUCCAUUUCCACUACCAAUGGUGUACUACUUGACACUAAAUCAGCCUUCAAGAAUGAAAUUGUCUCCCACUUUCAUGCUUGCGUUGGUAUGAAUCCAUAUAUCUCCCCAGCAAUGUAUGUUCUCUCUCAGUGUGAUAAAGCCUCGGGGCCUGAUGGUUAUAAUGUUUUCUUCUUUAAGAAAGCAUGGGCAAUCAUUGGGCAUGAUGUUACACAGGUCUUCUCACUCAUCAUCAACAAGGCAUCCUAUCAUUGGAGAUGCAAUUCGGGUUUUUACAGCAACUCAAUUUCAAAAUUGGCUCUAGCAUCACUGGUUUAUAGUAUUUGGAUAGAGCGUAAUCGGAGAAUUUUUAAGAAAAAAUCACUCACCCAAAAUUCAUCGCUUCACCAAACGCUAGAGACAAUCAGAUUGAAACUCAUAUCUACAACCAUCUCCAAUUCUGUGAAUGCCAGACGUGUCAUAGAUGAAUGGGAGCAUCCUCCCUCAGCUAUCAGACCACCGGCCAAUCUUCCUGAUCAACGGAUUCGAGGAGAGAGCAUCUUCUCCAUAGACAUUACUUUGUGUUGUGUCUGUUGGGAAAUGUGCUAG
This is a messenger RNA of Cornus florida, 2493 nucleotides long. RefSeq lists its product as uncharacterized. The coding region runs from base 319 to 2493 and encodes 724 amino acids. NCBI's taxonomy places the organism in Eukaryota, Viridiplantae, Streptophyta, Magnoliopsida, Cornales, Cornaceae. The record is from RefSeq and is a predicted model, not a curated record. The transcript is spliced from 6 exons.